This is a messenger RNA of Emiliania huxleyi CCMP1516, 873 nucleotides long. RefSeq lists its product as hypothetical. The coding region runs from base 1 to 873 and encodes 290 amino acids. The record is from RefSeq and is a predicted model, not a curated record. Gene Ontology annotation, cellular component: cytoplasm. Gene Ontology annotation, biological process: regulation of MAP kinase activity; protein dephosphorylation. Lineage: Eukaryota; Haptophyta; Isochrysidales; Noelaerhabdaceae. The transcript is spliced from 2 exons. Gene Ontology annotation, molecular function: JUN kinase phosphatase activity.
AUGCCAGACGGGCCCGGCUCGAUGGUCGGUACCGCGCUCUCCUUCGUUCCGGGAGGCGCGCUCCUCUCCUCCUGGCUCGCCUCCCUCGCGAGCUGGCUGGACAGCGCGAGCGGCCCGACGCUGGAGAUCCCCGCGUUCAUGGGCAUGGACGGCGCCUAUGUCGCCGAGCAGCGGAAUGAGCUCUCUGAGUGCUACGGCUGGCUGCGGCUCGAGGGCCACGGCACGGCUGCGAUCCGGCGAACGGAGGCUCACAUUCACACCACCAACGCCGACUGGGCAGUGCUGGACCCGGACACGGUGCGAAUCGUGCCGCAGCCGGGACACGAGGCCGAGUUCCGCUUUGGGCCGCUGCUACUCACGGAGGGCGAGGAGGUAGGGUGCGUCCUCAUGCGGCCGGAGGACCCGAGCGCAGCCUGCGCGUGCAACAUGCGGUUCGUGCCCGAGGAGGACGAGGACGGACCCGGCGCGCAUGAACUCGUCGUCUCCGGCUCGUCGUAUUAUUUCGUUUGGGGGAAAUGGGUGCGUGCGUACGUCAACGUGCGUGUCAUACCCCGACAGGUCUGCCACAACGUCUUCCUGGGCUCGGCCGUAUGUGUGAACGCGGCGGCGGUUGCGAACCUCCGAGUGUCGCAUGUCUUGAGCAUCGUCGAUCGGCGCAUGGCGGCGCCGCCAGGCACGACACAUCGCCUCUGCCGCGUUCCGGACGAGGAGAGCGCAGACCUCACGCCCGUAAUGCGCGUCGCGCUGCCCUUCCUUGCCGCGGCUCUGCGCUCCGGCGGGCACGUCCUCGUGCACUGCGACCGAGGCGCCUCACGAUCUGCCUCGGUUGUCAUUGCACACCUAAUGCAACACCCCGUAAAAAGCCAGUGCUAA